Messenger RNA from Empidonax traillii (willow flycatcher), 1519 nucleotides. It is a transcript of the gene ST3GAL3, whose product is annotated as ST3 beta-galactoside alpha-2,3-sialyltransferase 3. The coding region runs from base 16 to 1185 and encodes 389 amino acids. Lineage: Eukaryota; Metazoa; Chordata; Aves; Passeriformes; Tyrannidae. Gene Ontology annotation, molecular function: sialyltransferase activity. The record is from RefSeq and is a predicted model, not a curated record. The transcript has 11 exons.
AAAAAAAAGAGGAAAAUGAACUUGUACUCUUGUGUUACAGAUUCAGUGGUUCUUUCCUUUGACUCCGUUGGACACACGAUAGGCUCAGGAAGGAGAGAGAGAAAAACUGUGGCUAUUGUGCUCCCGCUGUCCAGCCCAUCUCACCUUGCUGCAGACCCAGGAAAAGACAGAGCCCAGAAAGAACCCACAGAAACAGUGGCAGCUCCAGGCCCAGCCAUUCCCAAAUAUGACAAGCUGGGCUUUCUCCUGAACCUGGAUUCAAAAUUGCCUCCAGAAUUGGCAUCGAAGUAUGCAAAUUUCUCUGAGGGAGUGUGCAAGCCAGGCUAUGCAUCAGCGCUCAUGACUGUCAUCUUCCCAAAGUUCUCGAAGCCGGCACCAAUGUUCUUGGAUGAUUCCUUCAGGAAAUGGGCACGAAUCAGGGACUUUGUACCCCCCUUUGGAAUUAAAGGACAAGAUAAUCUGAUCAAAGCCAUCCUGUCAGCAACCAAAGAUUACCGUCUAACUCCAGCUCUUGACAGUCUCAGCUGCCGGAGAUGUAUUAUUGUGGGAAAUGGUGGAGUACUUGCAAAUAAAUCAUUGGGGUUAAAAAUUGAUGACUAUGAUGUUGUUGUCAGGCUGAACUCAGCUCCAGUGAAGGGCUUUGAAAAGGAUGUGGGUGGCAAGACAACACUCCGGAUCACAUAUCCUGAAGGUGCAAUCCAGAAAAUGGAGCAGUACGAGAAGGAUUCCCUGUUUGUUCUGGCAGGAUUCAAAUGGCAGGAUUUCAAGUGGCUGAAAUACAUUGUUUACAAGGAGAAAGUGAGUGCUUCUGAUGGCUUUUGGAAGUCAGUGGCAACCCGUGUCCCAAGAGAACCUCAUGAGAUACGUAUCCUGAAUCCCUACUUCAUCCAGGAAGCAGCUUUCAGCUUCAUUGGACUGCCUUUCAACAACGGCCUGAUGGGCAGAGGGAACAUCCCCACCCUGGGAAGCGUAGCAAUAACCAUGGCGCUCCACAACUGUGAUGAGGUGGCGGUAGCUGGGUUUGGCUAUGACAUGAGUUCACCCAAUGCACCCCUGCACUACUAUGAGACCAUCAAGAUGUCUGCCAUCAAAGAGUCUUGGACGCACAACAUCCAGCGGGAGAAGGAGUUUCUGAGGAAGCUGGUGAAAGCCCGAGUCAUCACUGACCUAACCAGUGGGAUUUGAGUGGCUGCAGCCACUGCCUCCAGGGGAGGAGAUGAAGACAAACGCUGCAGCAGCUCUGGGAGCAGGCACUGGCAGCCCCCUGCAAGAAUCCCACCUCACUGAAGACACACAGAGAUGCCCAGGUGCUCUGGGAAGACCCUCUUGCAUUGCCAGUCUGCACGAGGGCUGCAUCUGCCACCUCCAGGCCUAGAGCUGGCAGGAGGUGGGCAAGGGACUAAGUGGACAGUUCUUGAACUCUGCAUUGCAGACAAAUCUUCUGCAUCCUGAAUUAGACAGGAAAGACUCAGGAGAGAGAAGAAAGAUUUGUGAAUAAAAUGAUUUGUGCCAAAUGGGA